This is a messenger RNA of Cloeon dipterum, 1539 nucleotides long. RefSeq names its product protein yellow-like. The transcript is spliced from 3 exons. Lineage: Eukaryota; Metazoa; Arthropoda; Insecta; Ephemeroptera; Baetidae. The coding region runs from base 104 to 1414 and encodes 436 amino acids. The record is from RefSeq and is a predicted model, not a curated record.
UGAUUUCACCACCAUAUACGAGUGGAGCAACUUAGUUUUAAAGUUGCCCUCUGAUACAAGCCUGGUAGAUGGAGAGUACAACCCAAGAAAUAAACCAUUAUAUAUGGCAGUGUUUCGCGGAAGGGUGUUUGUCAGCUACUCUCGAUACAAUGGAAUUCCUGUGACCCUUGCUUGGUUUCCAACGACUUCCGAGUCUUCUACGCCUCCACAACUCAACCCAUUUCCCUCGUGGCAAGCGCAGAAAAGAAGUGAUUGCAAGGCCGCCUUAUAUAGCAUCAGGGGCUUGGACAUUGAUAUCUACGGUCGCCUCUGGGCUGUUGAUGAUGGAAGUGACGUCUGCAAACCAAAGUUGUGGAUAUUUGACCUCAAUCACAAAGAUUCGCUCAAAGUUAAACACGAGUUCCUUCCUGAAGUUGUUUCCUCAGAACGGUUCCUGCUUGACCUUGUUGUGGACGUAACGCCGGAAGACACUUUCGCGUACAUUGCUGACUCAUAUGAGCAAUCAACACACAUCAUCGCAUACAGUCUCAACAAAGAUAAGUCCUGGCGCGUGGAAACUGGAGCCAGUCGCAUCGAAACUCUCGCCAUUUCACAUUCCAACAUUUACGUUGGUGGACUGCACUCCAACAACCUGCAUGCGGUUCGACUGUGUGAAAUCAGAGCGGAAAUUAAAAAACCGAAAACGUCUUUCAUUGGUAAAUUUUCAUAUGAAACUAGAAGAAUGGUUUUGGACCUAAACGGGAGGUUGUAUUUCGACCUUCCUUACGAAAGGUCCAUAAAAUCAUGGGAUACCAACGUUGCCAGCUUCAAAGAAGAGAAAUUUUUCAAGGACACAAGGUUGGCCGAAUACUAUCCAUUUAUAUUUUCCCUUGACGAAUUCAACAAUCUUUGGAUAAUAACAAUGUCCGACAAAGAACCAAAAUACAAGUUAAUGAAAUAUGCAGUCAGUCGCACAAAAUCAGAGACCUGUACCUGCAACUACACAAUAAGUACUGCAACAACCAGCACGACGACCACUGAGCACCAGCCCGACAUUUCCGCGUUUGACUGCGGUCUCAAUUUCACUGAAAGUGGAAUUUUUGCACGGUUGGAUCGCCACCAAACUGAUACUUUGAUCAUUUCCUUGAUGUGCUCGAACGGAGUCACCUUCUUAAUAAUGGCUCUAAUCAUUUUGUUCCUUGGUCUGAAAUUUAGAAGAAUGCAAAAUUCCAUCGACCAGAUAAAUAAGGAGGGCGAAGAAAUGUCCCAAUUUCCUCGUGAUGAUGAUGAGUCGGACACGUACGAUGAUGUUGGACCACCUGAGCCUUUGGCCGAGAACCAGGACGAUAAUGAACCGAUUUAUGAGCGAUGCGAAAGUGAGUCAGAAUUGUACGCGGAAAUUGUUCCACAACCAGGACAUAAUUACUUUGUUUAACACGUUACGUAUAAUCUCAAUAUUUAUAUGAAUAUAGCAGAGCCUUAUUAUCUUAUAUUUGUUUAAAAUUUGUGUGCUUAUGUCAAAUUAAAAAAAAUAAAUAGCUUGAUAUAUUGUAUUUUAGC